Melopsittacus undulatus (budgerigar) is the source of this 1020-nucleotide messenger RNA. It is a transcript of the gene CA4, whose product is annotated as carbonic anhydrase 4. The record is from RefSeq and is a predicted model, not a curated record. The coding region runs from base 1 to 1020 and encodes 339 amino acids. NCBI's taxonomy places the organism in Eukaryota, Metazoa, Chordata, Aves, Psittaciformes, Psittaculidae. Gene Ontology annotation, cellular component: plasma membrane. Gene Ontology annotation, biological process: one-carbon metabolic process. Gene Ontology annotation, molecular function: zinc ion binding; carbonate dehydratase activity. The transcript is spliced from 8 exons.
AUGAAUGAUCACAUCAGUAGUUUCAUAUUCUUUAAGGAUGUUGUAAAAUGGAAUGAAUGUGAAUUGAGCUUUAAUUCACCAAUAGAUCAGAUGGAUAAAGGACUAGAGAGUCAGAAAACGAAGAGCAUUGGAGCCCACUGGUGCUAUCAGUCACAGAAGUGUGCACAGCCAUACUGCGAAGCUCCUCAAGAAUGGUUUCUAAUAGAUGUCACCUGCAAAGGGAACAAACAGUCACCUGUCAAUAUUGUCACCAAAAAUGUCAUCUAUGACAAAAACCUUAAGCCACUGAAUUUUGAAGGGUAUGAUGUGAAGGGGUCUUCAAAAUGGACCAUAGCAAACAAUGGACAUACAGUUAAAGUAACAUUAAGCACAUCCCCUAAAAUUGGAGGUGGAGGGCUGGGAAGAAAAUACAAGGCGAUAGAAUUUCAUUUGCACUGGGGAGCUCGCAGUGUGCAGCGAUACCUUCCUGGGUCAGAGCACAGCAUAGAUGGAGAAAAACAAGCCAUGGAGCUUCAUAUUGUCCACAUAAGAGAAGAUGUUGCAGAUGUAACAGAAGCAAAGAAAACCAAGGAUGGUGUGGCUGUGUUGGCAUUCUUUGUAAAGGUGGAAGAAGAAAAUAAAAACUAUGACUCUCUAGUAAAUGAAUUAGAGAAUAUUAAAUACAAAGGGCAAACAGCACAGAUGGACCCUUUGCCACUGAGUUCUCUUCUCCCACCUGAGAAAGACCUUGGAAGGUACUAUCGGUAUGAGGGCUCCCUCACCACUCCUGACUGCUAUGAGGGUGUCAUCUGGACAAUAUUUGAGAAGCCAAUUGAACUCAGUUUCUCUCAGAUUUCUCAGUUUUCAACACUCCACUUUGAUGGGACGAACUCAACUUACAUGACUGAAAACUUCCGGCCUGCUCAGCUCCUGAAUGGGCGCAAGGUGUACUGGUCCAGUGCCAGCAUGCUCCUGCCUGCUGCUAAGGUUUUAAUGUUGGUCCUGAUGCUUACGUACAUCCUGAGUUCUCUUUCCCAAUGA